AUGAAGUCAUUCCCUCUGCUCUCGCCCACCGCGGCGCUGCUGCUUACUGCGGUGCAAGUGGUCUUGGGAAAGAUACCUAACUGCCCGUACCCAGGUGCUGCUUUCCCGAAACCAACGGCCCUGGCUACGUCCGAUAUAAUAAAAACCGUAGUCGCGAACCUAACAGCGACGUUUGACGCGCGCGGCUCGGACCCCGCUACGAAUCCGAACGGGACGUCGUGGUCGAUACAAGUCUUCUCAGCCUCGGAUAGUGAUGACACGCCGGUCUGGAGUCAUUACCAUACUGCGACGGAUCUCCUGACUUCUGAUACACCUGGUGUUAAAAGUGUUGAUGGAGAUACGGUUUACCGGUUGGGAAGCGUGACUAAGAUCUUUACGAUCUUGACUUUUCUGAUCGAGGCUGGUGAUACGUAUUGGAAUACGCCUGUGACGCAAUGGGUUCCGGAACUUGAACUGCUUGCUGGGAAGGCCCAGUAUGAUCCGAUUAUGAAUGUGGAUUGGGAUAGUAUUACCCUGCAGGACUUGGCGAGCCAUAUGGCGGGGAUCGUGAGAGACUAUGCCAUCGAGGGGGAACUGACGCAAGAAAAUAACCAAACCACCUUAGAAGCGAAGGGGUUCCCGCCGGCGCCGAGGAAUGAGACUCCGACUUGUGGAGAGGCGAUAAAAUGUGGUCGUGAACAAUUCUUCACCGGUCUAGCCAACGUCCCACCAUCCUUCUCGCCCUCAUGGACGGCCGGGUACUCGAAUAUGGGGUACCAAGUCCUAGCCUAUGCGCUCGAAGCCAUAGUCCGAAAGGAUUUCGCGCAAAUGCUACAGAGCGACGUCAUCAACAAGCUUGGUCUUGAUCACACGUUCUACCAGAAGCCUCCGGACGACAGCAUAGGCGUCAUCCCUGCGGGUCAUGAGAAUGACUGGAGUUUCAGUAUUGGCGAGUCCAGCCCGACCGGAAAUAUGUACUCCUCGGUGAGCGACCUAUCGCGUCUGGGUCGCGCCAUCUUCAAGCACACCCUCCUCCCACCGGCGCAGACGAGGCGGUGGCUGAAACCCACGGCCCUAACUUCCGACAUUCACGAAGGCGUCAGUUCACCAUGGGGUAUCCGACGCAUCCCGCUUACCGACGGCAGCCGGGUAGUCGACGCAUACAGCAAGGCCGGUAGCAUCAACGUGUACAUGUCCCUCCUCGUACUGCUUCCAGACUACGACGUCGGAAUCGUGGCACUGCUCGCCGGUGGGUGGCCCGGAAACUCGAACUGGGACAUCGCAGACGCGAUUGGCGCUGUACUAGUCCCCGCGCUCGAGGAAGCGGCCCGCGAAGAAGCCGAGGCUGCGUACGCGGGGACAUAUAGCGGUGACAGUGGGUUAAACAGCACCUUGGUCCUAAGCACGGACCCCUCGCGUCCAGGUCUCGGGAUUGAUAAAUGGGUGAGCAAUGGAACAGACAUGAUCCCGGUUGCUGUGCGAUACACGUUGAAUUACAACGUCACGGCUCCUGCUAUCCGGAUCUAUCCCGCCGGGCUCGAGUCCAAGCCUGCAGACGAUGGGACGAAGAAAGUGGCUUUCAAGGCCGUGGUAGAGAAUCUGGAUCUCGAGGAUCAUAGCGCGGAUAUGUUCUCGACGAAUUGCGGGACUUGGGUUAGUCAGACGACGGCUGUGUAUGCGGACAUGCCGUUAGAUCAGUUUGUGUUUACGGUCAAUGAGAAUGGGGAGGCGGUUAGUGUGCAGCCGUUAGCUUUGAGAGCGACGUUGUCGAAAGAUACGUAA
Molecule: messenger RNA, 1761 nt
Organism: Hypoxylon trugodes
Lineage: Eukaryota; Fungi; Ascomycota; Sordariomycetes; Xylariales; Hypoxylaceae
Product: beta-lactamase/transpeptidase-like protein
Exons: 4
Coding region: 1-1761 (586 amino acids)
Source: RefSeq, a predicted model, not a curated record